This is a messenger RNA of Protopterus annectens (West African lungfish), 2368 nucleotides long. It is a transcript of the gene TFDP2, whose product is annotated as transcription factor Dp-2. Gene Ontology annotation, molecular function: DNA-binding transcription factor activity, RNA polymerase II-specific; RNA polymerase II transcription regulatory region sequence-specific DNA binding. The record is from RefSeq and is a predicted model, not a curated record. The transcript is spliced from 11 exons. Bases 147 to 1394 code for a protein of 415 amino acids. NCBI's taxonomy places the organism in Eukaryota, Metazoa, Chordata, Ceratodontiformes, Protopteridae. Gene Ontology annotation, biological process: regulation of transcription by RNA polymerase II; regulation of cell cycle. Gene Ontology annotation, cellular component: transcription regulator complex; nucleus.
CAACCACUCGAUGCCAUAGACUGAAAGAGAUGAAAAGGUCACUGCCAUGAUGAACUUUGUUGUGCUCUGCCUGAUGUCGUAAUGGGUUAGUUCUUUGCAUUAGCUUAAGGCUGGAAAGGACCCAGAGGGGUACAGGUAGCGUCUCCAUGGUAACAGUACCAGUUGUCAUCAGUUCACCAGCCAAAAUUGUGCCAGAAAGCUUACGACCAGUCAGUGUGAAUGUAGGGCCCCAAAUGAUCAUAAGUACACCACAGCGACUCUCCAACUCAGGGACUGUUCUGAUUGGGACACCGUACAUCUCCCCUACUCCGACUAUGGUUACACAGACACACAUAACCGAAAGUGCAGCAUGGGGUCAAGGAACCCGAAAAAGAAGCCAUGAAUUUGUAGUAUCAGACUACUCGGAGAGCAAAAGAAGCAAAAAGUGUGACAAGAAUGGCAAAGGUCUGAGGCAUUUUUCAAUGAAAGUGUGUGAAAAGGUGCAACGGAAGGGAAAAACAUCAUAUAAUGAAGUGGCUGAUGAACUUGUGGCUGAAUUCACUAAUGCCAGUACCCAUCUGCCAGCAGAUUCUCAAACAUAUGACCAGAAAAACAUCCGACGUCGAGUUUAUGAUGCUCUGAAUGUGUUGAUGGCCAUGAACAUUAUCUCAAAAGAGAAGAAAGAAAUCCGAUGGAUUGGAUUGCCUACAAACUCAGCUCAGGAAUGUCAAAAUUUAGAGAUGGAGAAGCAGAGACGAAUAGAACGAAUAAAGCAGAAGAGAGCGCAACUGCAGGAAUUAAUACUACAGCAAAUAGCUUUUAAAAGGUUGGUACAAAGGAAUCGACGACUUGAUGAGCAGAACCAGGGUCCCCCUGCUCCGAAUUCGGUAAUCCAGCUUCCAUUCAUCAUAGUCAACACCAGCAAACAAACAGUUAUAGACUGCAGCAUCUCGAGUGACAAGUUUGAGUACCUCUUUAAUUUUGACAACACGUUUGAAAUCCACGAUGAUAUUGAAGUGCUAAAACGAAUGGGCAUGUCAUUGGGCCUGGAAUCUGGUAAAAGUUCUCCUGAAGACCUGAAAAUUGCAAAAUCAUUGGUGCCAAGGGCUUUAGAAGGCUAUAUCACAGAUAUGGCAGCAGGACCAUCUUGGUUAAACAAGGGACUGCCUUCCAGCACAGCUCCAUCAGCAUCAGCCAUGAGCAGUGCUACCUGUAUAUCUCAAUUAAGCUCUUAUCCUGGAUGUUCUUUAGAUGCUGAAGUAGCGUUAACAACAGGACACUACAGUACAGCUGGCAGUCUGCAGUCGAACAGUACUGCAUCCCAUUAUUCAGAUUCUCGAGGAGAGACACCAUGUUCGUUCAAUGAUGAUGACGAAGAUGAUGAUGACGAUGACUCUUCCUCCUCUCCAGAAUAAAGGGGGUCUUUUACAAGCUGAGAAGAGGAAGAAUUUAACUCCUGAGCUCUUGGAAUUCUUUCUUCUCUGGUGCCACAUUAUUCUUGUGUACCCAAACCUCCUAAGCACUAAGCCACAGAUACAGAAAGCCACUUAAACUCAGCAGAUGCUCAAGUUGUACCAUAAAUAUGUAAGGAGCUGGCCUCAAUGAAGACUCGAAGUCUUAGGUAAUUGAAAACUGGAAAUAAAAGCCAAACCUGCCUGAACGCCCUUUGGAGCAGAUGUUGUGCACAUCAGCUUGACAAUGGCAAGGCCUCUCCAGGUGUUAUUGCUGCCUUAAACCUGAUGCCACUGGAUAAGUAACAGAAAACUGAGAUCUUGCUUCCAGGAAACACUGUGUCACAUUAAAUUUUCUUUUUGCAGAGAGCAUUUUCAGUAGAAAUUUCUAAUGUCAGCCAUUACAGCUGUAAGGAGAAUAGAAUGAAAAUCCUUUUUCAGAAUGUAUUUUGAGUUCAGCAUACUAAAAAUUUCAUCAUAGUAUGUAUGCCCUUUCCUGUUUAAGGAGAGAAUAUGUCCAAAAUGCAUUUUAGUCUUCAUUCUAUUUAAAAUUGUUUACGUACAUUAUGAUCUGAAUGUCAUGGUGUUGAGUGCCUUGUACAUUGCUUUAACUGUGUGGCAGAAGUGUGCAUUUAAUUAAUGAUUUGACCAUUAGCACGUAAAACGUUUAUUGGAAUUGGAUGUGACUACUUUGUUUUUGCCUUGUUUUGGUACUCCGUAAAGAAGUUGCUGUUACAUUGUGUGACAUUGCCAGUUGCUGGUUGCAGAAACACACUAGACAGUGUUGAGAUAGUUGUUACUAUACAGAAGAUAAAAUGUAGUUUUAUCCUAGAGUCACUGGCUUUUUUUUUUUAUUCUAUGUAUGCAGCUGGCAUGCUUAUCAGAGGUUUAAGAGCAUCACAGCUGCCUUAUGAUUAAAUAUGCUUAUUACACUUGCA